This is a messenger RNA of Acanthochromis polyacanthus (spiny chromis), 4233 nucleotides long. RefSeq names its product oxytocin receptor a (gene oxtra). Lineage: Eukaryota; Metazoa; Chordata; Actinopteri; Pomacentridae. Gene Ontology annotation, molecular function: oxytocin receptor activity; vasopressin receptor activity; peptide binding. The coding region runs from base 531 to 1667 and encodes 378 amino acids. Gene Ontology annotation, cellular component: membrane. The transcript has 2 exons. Gene Ontology annotation, biological process: G protein-coupled receptor signaling pathway; female pregnancy; maternal process involved in parturition. The record is from RefSeq and is a predicted model, not a curated record.
UAAUAGGGGCUUAUGCGCUCUCGUGUUGGCCAUUCCAGUUUUUACCAGAGACGGUGAUGGAGCUUUCUGCACCUUUUCCCUCUCACUUUUCUCACAUAUUUUGAUUUCCAGGGUUUCAUUUUGAAAGCUUUUUUUCUAGAUCACAGCUUCUCAAUUCUUUGAGAUAUUAUGAUUUUGGAGAAUUACCAGUGAGGUGACAGAUUCAUGUUUUCUUUUUUACACUCUUUUAGUUGUUUUGCAGGUCCAUACUGUAUAUCAUUUCUUUAACGUCUUAUCAAAUGUUACAGAAUAUUUAGAUAGCAUCCCACUGUUUUUGGAAAGAAUGGGAGACUGAGGCUCAGUGAGAAAAAAGUGACUCCUCUCUCAGUUCACAAAGAUAUCCUGAGCCUGCUCAUUUCUCACUCUUCGUCUUGUCACCCGUGAGGACGCCUGUGAGAAAGACUUCGGUUCUUAAGAUCCUCCAGGUGACUGUUUCAGUCAUUGCACGAGUGCACAACCCUGACGCAUCUGCAGAGGAUCAGACUGCGACAAUGGAAAGCACCUCAAGUUUCAUCAACGACACCGGUGUUUUGAACCAGACCAACCCUCUGAAGCGGAAUGAAGAGGUGGCGAAGGUGGAGGUGACUGUGCUCGCCCUGGUGCUGUUUCUGGCGCUGGCGGGGAACCUGUGCGUCCUGCUGGCCAUCCACACCACCAAACACAGUCAGUCCCGCAUGUAUUACUUCAUGAAGCACCUGAGCAUCGCAGAUCUAGUAGUGGCGAUAUUCCAAGUUCUGCCUCAACUUAUCUGGGACAUCACAUUUCGGUUCUACGGACCGGACAUUUUGUGCAGGUUGGUGAAGUACCUGCAGGUCGUUGGGAUGUUUGCCUCCACUUACAUGUUAGUUCUGAUGUCGGUAGACCGGUGUUUGGCGAUUUGUCAGCCUCUCCGCUCUUUGCACAGGAGAAAAGACCGUUUCUAUGUGAUCAUUUCUUGGAUGCUCAGUCUGCUCUUCAGCGUCCCCCAGAUGUUCAUCUUCUCCCUGAGAGAGGUCGGCUCGGACGGAUCAGGAGUGUACGACUGCUGGGGCGACUUUGUGAAACCUUGGGGCGCCAAAGCUUAUAUCACAUGGAUCAGCCUCACCAUAUAUAUCAUUCCAGUGGCCAUACUGAGCAUUUGUUACGGACUGAUAAGCUUCAAAAUAUGGCAAAACUUUAAAAUGAAAACCAGGCGGGAGCGGUGUAUCAGCCUAACACCCAAAACCUCCAAAGGCAACACGCUGGCCCGAGUGAGCAGCGUGAAGCUCAUCUCCAAGGCGAAGAUAACCACUGUGAAAAUGACUUUUGUCAUCGUCGUGGCUUAUAUCAUCUGUUGGACCCCCUUUUUCUCCGUUCAGAUGUGGUCUGCGUGGGAUCCAGCAGCACCCCGGGAGGCCAUGCCCUUCAUUAUCUCCAUGCUGCUGGCCAGCCUCAACAGCUGCUGUAACCCCUGGAUCUACAUGUGCUUCGCCGGGCAUCUGUUCCAGGAUCUUAGGCAGAACUUUCUGUGCUGUUCCACUCACUACCUCAAGUCAUCCCAGUGCCGCUGUGAGCGUGACUUUGACUCCAGCCACAAGAGCAACUCCUCAACCUUUGCCAUCAAGAGCACGAACAGUCAGAGGAGCCUCACACAGACUUCCACCACGUAAGCACCGGCCCUCCCUCCGCUUUCUCAAGCUGCUCCGUCAGCCUUCACUACAUGCCGUCGCCCAUUAAACAUCCAGCAUUUCGACUCCUUCAAAUACCUCUGGCCCCGAGGCUUGAUGUUCAAGCCAAGAGGGGGGGGGAUCGAACAUCCUAAUUCUUUUCUUUCAGUAUAAAUGGAAUUGUUAAUAGAAAAAUAUUCUACAGAGUAUUAUUAAGGGGUGAUAUGUUAAUGAAUAAAACUUAAAAAUACUCCUGAACCAAGUUGAGUAAUCAACUGAAUCUUUUUUGUAUGUUUAUUUUUACACUUUUGUUGUUUUGGAUGUACAGUCUGUAUUUACGUGUUCACAGUGCAGAAAGUGUAAAUGACAGUAAAUGUAAAAAGAGUAUUUCAGCACUGUCAGCCUUCGCCAACCACACUAUUGAUUCAAUUAUUGUCACCAGCAAAGCUUAAUUGUCUGUAUUAUAGUGAAGUUGUUCCUCUGUUAUAUAUACAUGUACAUUUUAUAUAUACAUAUACAUAUAGUGUGCCAUAUUGUUCACUUUAAUACAUUUGCAAUGGAUUGCAUUCAUGUAAACUGUUACUUGAGCUCUUGUUAGAUGUCAGAUGUCAUGGCUGUCACUGGUAAGUUUAAAACAAUGAAUAAAGAAUGAAAGCAACAAAAAUAGAAAUCCACUGGCGAGUUUAUUAUUUAAGACUAGCUGAAUCUCGCUUGCUUUGUGAAUUCUCUGUCCUGAAAAAAAGGUGACUCUACAUACCGCAGAUAUGUAGCUUCUUGCAUUUUUAAUUUAUUUCCAUACUUGUCUCCAAUGUUCUCUGUUUAUGCACAGCCUGCAGUCCAGCUGAAAAAUCACUGAAUUUUGGUCACCUUAUUGUUGACUGCAUCUAAGUCACCAAUGGCUUCACAGUUGUAGAAAACAUUGCAAAAUAUUUAGUUUUUUACUAAAUCUGUUUGGAACAAGCAAUGGGACGUGUAGAAAAAAAGGGAUUUUCCGACAUAUUAUGAUUUUACACUUAGUUUUGGUUAUUUUUCCUGGUGUAACCACAUGUCAGACAUGGGUAAGUCAAGGGCUAUUGCAAGGUUAAUAAUGUGACAGUUUUUUCUGCCUAUCACCAGUAAAUAUUAAAAAAAAGAUUUUAAAAAAUGAUCAAACAAUGAAAGUAACAACAACAAAGCACUAACACAUUCAUUAUUCAUGAGUAGCUGAUACUCAUUAGAGCUCGUUUUGGCUCCUGAACAGGCCGAGGAAAUUCUCUGGCCUGGACAAAUCCUGAGUCCCAGUCAUUUUUUGGCAGCCCAUUCAGACUUUGAACAUACUGUUCAGGCUCAGCCUUAAAUUGCAUUAUUGUGUUGAGAGUUGGAGACUGCACAGACUACAGGAGGGAACCGCUGUGACUCAUAUUUCUGGAGGUACUUUGAGACAACAGUUGCUGCAUGACAUGACAGCCAAGGUGAACUUUGGCCCUGAAGGCUGAGGCUGUCGUUCUGUCAGCGCUUUUUAGACUCAUGUAAAAUAUUCUACAGAGCAUUACAGCACAGUGACUGUAAUUGCCAGUAAUGAGGAGGGACUUGAGCAAAAGCAGAUACUGUAUAAUUAAAGCAUUUCAACACAGUAUCUCUGGAAGGAAUUCUAUCUUUGUGAUGUUUUGACUGUUUAGUUCGGUUUCACAGUUCAGUUUUAGUCAUGACACUGUCAGACUCUAUUCUUCAGUUCAGCCACACACAAUGUCAGCCAGACAUUUAACUCCGUCUUCCAUUAAAUGAACAAAUGAUCAAAUAUUUAUUGCAUGAUCAUUGUAAUACUACUUGUUAUUGCAUGAAUGUUCAUCUGCACUAUACUUUUGCAGGAAGGAUUUCAUUUUAUUAUCAUUAUUUGAAGUGUAAGAUGAAUUACUGAGGAGUCAAAAACGAUUAUUUAAACAAUGUUUGACUUGAACAACUAUAUUUUUUUUCAGAAUUUUUAUUUCGGAAGACUUUACAUCCCAUGUAGCCUUGAUGCUGAAUGGAUUUAUGAGACAAUCUUGAGUCUAUAUAUCUGGAGAAAUUCUAUAAAACAUGGAUCUUUUAAAGGGCGCCCCUAAAUAAACCACAUCAACAAACUUUGCUAUGAAUUCCAUGACACACAAUUACAAUAAAAUGAAAGAUAAACAUCAAAUACAUUUAUGUGCAUAGUGUUGAUCAUUUGCAAGCAGCAAAAAAAGGAAAAUGAAAUCUGUAUUUAUGGACAACUUCCUCUAUUUUACGAUAGUUGAACUUAUUUGUGCUUAUUCACUGUCUCUGUAUAGUUCUGAGCUCAGCUUAUUCAACAAUGCCAUUAUUAGUUCAUUGCUGCUGAGUCUGAAUUCUUCCUUUUGAGGAUAAACUUGAUCUGCAUUUUUAAUUUGCCUUACAGCUGAUUUAAGCUGGAACAUCAUAAAUAUCACAGAAACAGUAAUUUGCUUGGAAUUAUAAUUCUAAAUAUAUGUGUGUGUGUGUGUGUGUGUGUGUGUGUGUGUGUGUGUGUGUGUGUGUGUGUGUGUGUGUGUGUGUGUGUGUGUGUGUGUGUGUGUGUGUGUGUGUGUCAUUUAUU